Messenger RNA from Brassicogethes aeneus, 2916 nucleotides. The record is from the annotation of a GenBank genome assembly. Lineage: Eukaryota; Metazoa; Arthropoda; Insecta; Coleoptera; Nitidulidae.
CAGUGUUAACAACUGUUAGAAACGAAAAUAAGCCAACUAGACUUGAAUUUUAGCGUUUUUCGGUUGUUUUUGAGGUAUUACGAGUGAAAUUAGGUGAUAAUUGACUGAAACUAGUGAAGUUUCGUGAUAUUUUAAAGUGGUUUGUGUAUAUUUGACGUUUUGGAUAUCCACUGAGACAUUAAAAUUAUCGGGUUCCAAAACACAGCUUAGAAGAUGUCAGUCAAAAAAUAACUCUUGAACGAUGGCUCUUAAACUACGUAAAGACAUAAAAAAAUCUUCUUACUACGUUUGGUUUCUUGGUGCUAAAGAAUCCAAGGGUUUACGUGGUACUGAGUACAUAUUACCGGUGAUAAAACAUUUAGAACAACGCGAGAAGGAUGUUGAGCCUUUCAAGGUCACAUUGCAAGUGUCGCAUAAAGGUUUGAAAAUUGUUCAAAAUAUCGUCUCGCAGGGUGCCAAAAAUAGCAAACCUAAGAAUGAAACGAUAAAACAUUUUAUACCCCACAACACCAUAACCUGCGUUUAUCAACACGAAGAUAUCAUAGCUUGUAUUCUACUACUAUUCAACCCGGUAACCAAAUGCCCUCUACACGUCCACGCCUACAGAUGUGACAGUCUAGAAACGGCAACACUGCUAAAACAACAACUACAAACCUUAAUUGACAGACCUGAGAAUCAGAAGAAGUUCGCUGAGAUAGAAAGUCGCCUUAAACCUCCCAAGGAGUUGAAGAAAGUUGAGAGUUCUAUUGGGAGUGACACAGGGACUAGUACGAGAGAAAGCGAAUCAAGUGAGGAAAGAUUCGCAGUUGAAAACACCAGAGUGUCGACAUUAUACGACUCAGUGGCGGCGGAGCUUCGUGCCAAGUUGGGGAAAAAAAACUCCCCCAUCCUCCUCCCCCCCAGAGACUACGACACUGUGCAUCGGCAAAAAGGCAACCUCGCAGGUAUCGAAUUGCGGCGUUGCCUUAACGCUAACAUCGUCGGUCAGAAUGUCAAAGGUAGAAGGAUGGAAAGUAGUGGGGGGUAGCAGUGGGAUAGGGUCGGAUCACCCCCCAAGUCCCGAUUCACCGGAUGCUCCGGACAAUAGGUUCAGUACGUUGGAUAAUCAAAGCACAAGUGAUGAAGAUUGGAACGGUGACCCAGCCGAUUCAACUCUCUAUUUGAUGCAUGGUCCCGCCCAGAUGACCCUACCAAGACCUAAAAAUGCACAACAAGAGGUAAGGGGAAAAUCCCCAGACCCUACCCAGCAAAGAUUUUCUCGAUAUGAAGACGAAAAAUUUAGAAAAUCUACUAAGGAGAUUCGGGAUAGUGGAUACUCAUUUGGAUCACAAGAUAACAUCAAUAAUAAUACCACCAACAGUAAUAUAACGAAAUAUUUGGAGAAACCCAUUGCUAAAUUCACGAAUAACAACUACCUGGAGAGACAGAAAAGCUUGGAGAAGGAGAAAGUUGAGAGACAGAAAAGUCUGGAUACUGAGGAUAGAUACUACAACGAUGCAUACUACCAGGAAAAGGAAAAAUACAACAAUAGAUAUGACAGAGAAAGAUUCGCUGAAAGAUACACAGAUGAGAACAAAAAGUACCACAAGGAAGAGUUACGAAGAACUGAUAAAGACAAGCCCAUAAAAUACUUUGAGGAUGACGGUUUUGAUGAAAAUAUAAGAUAUAGAUCUAAGUCUACAGACUUCGACCGUCAACAUCAAAGAUUCUCUUAUGAUGAAGAAGAAUUCUUCGAUGAUUCCAGAAGAUUUAAGGAGCCACCAGUAGCAAAAACAAGGCAAAAAUAUGCUGGUGAUGAGAGUAACUCCAAAUAUUACAAGGAAAAUUCAAGAUAUUACCAGGAAACGACCAAACCAACAGGUAAGUUUAUGCCGGAAGAUCCGAGAUACUACGAACCAGAAAAACCUAGAAGAAAACCAUCACCAGAAAAGUAUUCUUCGCGAUCUGAAAGGGAUGAAAAAAUAUCCAGAUCCAAGGAAUACUUUGAAGAAGUAUCCAUCAGACGGGCAGCUCAAUACAGGCAAAGAAGCCCUUCACCUCCAGAAGAAUGCAAAGCUCCUAGGGAUAGGUUUAAAGACGCCAAGGAGAAAUUUUUGCUGAUGGAGAGGGUGCCCGAACCCCCCUCCCCACCCCAUAACUCCAAGGAAAAAAAUGUCGUCAGACGACAGGAAAGCAUGGCUUACGCCACAAGGGAGAGAUACGAUGACAGUUACUACGAUGAGCAUCCAAAAGCAUCUCCCAGGAAGAUCACUGAGGAAGUGAGAUAUCGGAGAGAUAUAUCGGGUGAAAGAUACAGAAACACCGAUAAAUUCGACCCCAAACGAAGAUCUAUGUUUUCCCUACUGGAAGAAGAGCACAAAAAAAAUUCCAAUGAAAUAGCGAAAGAGCUAAAACGGAGAUCAUAUCUGGAAACAUCGAGUUACCAUGACGGUUUCGACUAUCCAAGAGGGCCGAGAGAUUCCAGAGACCCUAGACACUUCCAAGACGAAGAUAGAUACAAAUCCAUAGAGUUGGAAAAAGUGGAGAAAUAUAAUCAAAAGUUCGAUAACAAAAAUCAAAAAGUAAAAAAUAGGCAUAGCUAUGCAGAACCAAAAUUGAGGGUGGAAAAAAAUGGUAAAAAACAUUUCUCUGAAAUGUUACACAGAACAAACAGUUCUGUAUCCAAUAACAACAGGGUUGGUAUCCCCUAUUAAUAUUAAAAGUAUUUUUAUUUAUUUUGUUGGUAUCAUUGACGUAUGACAUGAAAACGAUAACCUACAAAACGCCAUAUUUAUUAAAUUAAUGGUUAACUAAUGUUAACCAUUUAUUUUAUAAGAUUUUUUUAUAUGCUAUAGCAUAUACAUAUUGAAUUUUAUAUUACACAAAAACACAAAUUUUUUGGAAAAAAAAAAAUUACAGAUCUGGAAAAAAAAUUUU